CCCUCUGCUCGAACUCGCUGGACUGAAGCGAUGGCCUCGGAAGUGGUGUGCGGGCUUAUCUUCAGGCUGCUGCUCCCCAUCUGCCUGGCAGUAGCAUGUGCAUUCCGAUACAAUGGGCUCUCCUUUGUCUACCUCAUCUACCUCUUGCUCAUCCCUCUGUUCUCAGAACCAACAAGGGUGACAAUGCAAGGACACACAGGACGGCUACUAAAGUCUCUGUGCUUCACCAGUCUUUCAUUCCUGUUGCUGCACAUUAUUUUUCACAUCACGUUGGCUAGUCUUGAAGCUCAACACCGUAUUGGACCUGGCUACAAUUGUUCAACAUGGGAAAAAACUUUUCGGCAGAUUGGCUUUGAAAGCUUAAAGGGUGCUGACGCUGGCAAUGGAAUCAGAGUGUUUGUACCUGAUAUCGGGAUGUUCAUUGCCAGUCUGACUAUCUGGCUCGUCUGCAGAAACAUUGUCCAGAAACCAGUGACAGAAGAAGCAGCACAAUAUAACCAGGAGUUUGAAAAUGAAGAAUUGGCUGGAGGAGAAAAAAUGGAUCCAGAAGAGGCCCUGAUCUAUGAAGAGGACUUAGAUGAAGGAGCUGGUGUUGAAGGCGAGUUGGAAGAAAGCACAAAAUUAAAAAUGUUCCGCAGGCUUGCCUCCAUGGCUUCCAAGCUUAAGGAGUUUAUUGGCAACAUGAUAACCACCGCUGGGAAAGUCGUUGUGACAAUUUUACUUGGUUCAUCAGGUAUGAUGUUGCCAUCUUUGACCUCAUCUGUGUACUUCUUUGUAUUUUUGGGUCUGUGUACCUGGUGGUCUUGGUGCCGGACGUUUGAUCCAUUGCUGUUCAGCUGUCUUUGUGUUCUGCUGGCUAUUUUCACUGCGGGACAUUUGAUUGGACUUUAUUUAUAUCAGUUCCAGUUCUUUCAAGAAGCAGUUCCACCCAAUGACUAUUAUGCAAGGUUGUUUGGUAUCAAAUCAGUAAUUCAAACAGACUGUUCCAGCACUUGGAAGAUCAUAGCAAACCCGGACCUGUCGUGGUAUCACCAUGCCAACCCCAUAGUCCUGCUGGUGAUGUACUACACGCUGGCAACUCUGAUCCGCAUCUGGCUACAGGAACCCCUAGUACAGGAUGACAGGACCAAGGAAGAGGACAGAGCCCUGACUUGUAGACCCAUCCAAAUAACGGCCGAGAGGAGGCGGAGCCUGUGGUACGCCACCCAUUACCCAACCGACGAGAGAAAACUUUUGUCCAUGACCCAAGAUGACUACAAACCAUCUGAUGGCCUGCUGGUGACUGUGAACGGCAAUCCUGUGGAUUACCACACCAUCCACCCCAGUCUCCCCAUAGAGAAUGGCCCUGCUAAAGCCGACCUGUACUCCACCCCGCAGUACCGAUGGGAGCCCUCAGGUGACUCUUCAGAAAAGAAAGAGGAAGAAGAGGAUGAGAAUGAAGAAUUUGAAGAGGAACAGAGCCACGAGGAAAAGAGGAGCGUUAGAGUUCAUGCCAUGGUCUCUGUAUUCCAGUUCAUCAUGAAACAGAGCUACAUCUGUGCCCUUAUCGCUAUGAUGGCUUGGAGCAUCACCUAUCACAGCUGGCUGACUUUUGUGCUGUUGAUCUGGUCGUGCACUCUGUGGAUGAUUCGCAACAGAAGGAAGUAUGCCAUGAUCAGCUCUCCUUUCAUGGUUGUCUAUGGAAAUCUACUGCUAAUAUUACAGUAUAUAUGGAGUUUUGAACUUCCUGAAAUUAAAAAAGUCCCAGGAUUUUUAGAAAAGAAAGAGCCAGGAGAACUUGCCUCAAAGAUACUUUUCACCAUUACUUUUUGGCUACUGCUGAGGCAGCACCUCACAGAGCAAAAAGCUCUUCAAGAAAAGGAAGCUCUUCUAUCUGAGGUCAAAAUUGGAAGUCAAGACAAUGAAGAAAAAGAUGACGAGCAAGCUAUACAAAUGGAAGGAGAGGCCGAAGAAAAGGAGGAAGAAGAGGAAGCAAAGGCAGAGGAGCAAGAGAGAAAGAAGGAACUGGAGGAAGAGGAACAGGAAGACGAUGACCAGGAUGUGAUGGAAGUGCUGGGCAACUUGGUGGUAGCCAUGUUCAUUAAGUACUGGAUCUACGUCUGUGGGGGAAUGUUCUUCUUUGUCAGCUUCGAGGGUAAAAUUGUGAUGUACAAAAUCAUCUACAUGGUGCUCUUUCUCUUCUGUGUGGCCUUGUAUCAGGUGCACUAUGAAUGGUGGAGGCGAAUUCUGAAAUACUUUUGGAUGUCUGUGGUUAUUUACACUAUGUUGGUGCUUAUCUUUAUAUACACAUAUCAGUUUGAAAACUUUCCAGGCCUGUGGCAAAAUAUGACUGGAUUGAAAAAAGAAAAACUUGAAGAUCUUGGCUUAAAGCAGUUUACUGUGGCUGAGCUAUUCACUCGUAUAUUCAUUCCAACCUCCUUUCUGCUGGUGUGCAUUUUACACCUUCACUAUUUCCAUGACCGGUUCCUUGAACUGACAGACCUGAAGUCCAUUCCCAGUAAGGAAGACAGCGCCAUCUACAGACUGGCCCACCCUGAAGGCAGCCUUCCGGACCUCGCCAUGAUGAAUCUGACGGCCAGCCUGGACAAGCCGGACUUGAAGUUGGUUGAGCCUGGUGAGGAAACAGCAGAGGGAGGCCCUGAGAAAGCGGAGAAGGGUGAGCUUGAGAGAGACAGCGAGGAGGACGAGGACGAGGAAGAGGAAGAGGAGGGGGAGCCCUCAGAUUUAAGGAACAAAUGGCAUCUGGUGAUUGACCGCCUCACUGUGCUCUUCUUAAAAUUCCUGGAGUAUUUUCACAAGCUGCAGGUCUUCAUGUGGUGGAUUUUGGAGUUGCAUAUCAUCAAAAUUGUUUCAUCUUACAUUAUCUGGGUUUCUGUGAAAGAGGUGUCUCUGUUCAACUAUGUAUUUUUGAUUUCUUGGGCUUUUGCUCUGCCAUAUGCCAAGCUGCGCCGUCUGGCUUCAAGUGUCUGCACUGUUUGGACGUGUGUGAUCAUCGUCUGCAAAAUGUUGUACCAGCUGCAAACCAUUAAGCCUGAGAACUUUUCUGUUAACUGUUCCUUGCCAAAUGAAAACCAAACGAAUAUACCCCUCCACCAGCUGAACAAGUCUCUACUAUACAGCGCUCCCGUUGACCCCACAGAGUGGGUCGGACUGAGGAAAUCCUCCCCUUUGCUCAUCUACCUGAGGAAUAAUCUCCUGAUGCUGGCUAUUCUGGCAUUUGAGGUUACAAUUUACCGCCAUCAGGAAUACUAUCGAGGUCGAAAUAACCUGACAGCCCCUGUAUCUAAAACCAUCUUUCAUGACAUUACACGACACCAUCUAGAUGAUGGACUUAUUAAUUGUGCCAAAUAUUUCAUAAAUUACUUCUUCUACAAGUUUGGUCUAGAGACCUGUUUCCUAAUGUCAGUUAAUGUAAUCGGUCAGCGAAUGGACUUCUAUGCCAUGAUUCAUGCUUGCUGGCUGAUCGCUGUCUUAUAUCGACGCAGAAGAAAAGCCAUUGCAGAGAUUUGGCCCAAGUACUGCUGCUUCUUGGCAUGCAUCAUCACGUUCCAGUAUUUCAUCUGCAUUGGCAUGCCCCCUGCCCCUUGCAGAGAUUACCCAUGGAGGUUCAAGGGUGCUAGCUUCAAUGACAACAUCAUCAAAUGGCUGUACUUCCCAGACUUCAUCGUGCGGCCUAACCCCGUGUUUCUCGUCUAUGACUUCAUGCUGCUUCUGUGUGCCUCCUUACAAAGGCAGAUCUUUGAGGAUGAAAAUAAGGCUGCUGUGCGAAUCAUGGCAGGGGACAAUGUUGAGAUUUGCAUGAACCUUGAUGCAGCCUCCUUCAGCCAGCAUAACCCUGUACCAGAUUUCAUUCACUGCAGAUCAUAUCUAGACAUGUCCAAAGUGAUCAUGUUCAGCUACCUCUUCUGGUUCGUCCUCACCAUCAUCUUCAUCACCGGGACAACCAGGAUCAGCAUCUUCUGCAUGGGUUACCUGGUGGCCUGCUUCUACUUCCUGCUCUUUGGGGGUGAUUUGCUGUUAAAACCCAUCAAGAGCAUCCUGCGCUACUGGGACUGGCUGAUUGCAUACAACAUUUUUGUGAUUACGAUGAAAAACAUACUGUCAAUAGGAGCAUGUGGAUACAUUGAGAAAUUGGUUCAAAAUAGUUGCUGGUUGAUUCAAGCUUUCAGUCUGGCCUGCACAGUCAAAGGCUAUAAAAUGCCUGAUGAUGAUUCCUCAUGUAAGCUACCCAGUGGUGAAGCAGGAAUUAUUUGGGACAGCAUAUGUUUUGCCUUCCUCCUGCUGCAGAGGAGAGUUUUCAUGAGUUACUACUUCCUACAUGUCGUGGCUGAUAUAAAAGCUUCACAGAUUUUGGCAUCAAGAGGGGCUGAACUUUUCCAGGCCACAAUUGUAAAGGCUGUAAAGGCAAGAAUUGAGGAAGAGAAAAAGUCAAUGGACCAGCUGAAGAGGCAGAUGGAUCGCAUCAAGGCCAGGCAACAGAAAUACAAAAAGGGUAAGGAGAGGAUGCUGAGCUUGACCCAGGAGUCAGGGGAAGGCCAAGACAUCCAAAAACUCUCUGAAGAGGAUGAUGAAAGAGAAGCAGACAAACAGAAAGCCAAGGGCAAAAAAAAGCAGUGGUGGCGGCCUUGGGUUGAUCAUGCUUCCAUGGUCAGGAGUGGAGAUUAUUACUUGUUCGAAACGGAUAGUGAAGAGGAGGAAGAGGAAGAAUUAAAAAGGGAAGACGAGGAACCUCCGCGAAGGUCCGCGUUCCAGAGAGCUAUUGGGAAGUUUGCAUCAGCCAUUUUAGCCUUGCCCAAGUCUGUCAUUAAACUUCCCAAAACUAUUCUUCAGUAUUUAAUCAGAGCUGCAAAGUUUGUUUACCAAGCCUGGAUUACUGACCCUAAAACAGCACUCCGACAGAGGCGCAAAGAGAAAAAGAGGUCUGCAAGAGAGGAACAGAAAAGGAGAAAAGGAUCUGGGGAGGGUCCUGUGGAGUGGGAAAGCCAAGACAACCAACCAGUCAAAAAGAAGUCUGACGGACCAGAUAACAUCAUCAAGAGGAUAUUUAAUAUUUUGAAAUUUACCUGGGUCCUGUUUCUGGCAACAGUGGAUAGUUUCACAACUUGGCUUAACUCCAUUUCAAGGGAGCAUAUUGAUAUAUCUACAGUUCUGAGAAUUGAAAGAUGCAUGCUGACUAGAGAAAUUAAAAAGGGCAACGUUCCUACUCGGGAGAGCAUCCACAUGUACUAUCAGAACCACAUCAUGAGUCUUUCCAGAGAGUCAGGACUGGACACAAUCGACGAGCGUCCUGGUGCCGCUUCAGGUGCACAACCAGCCGACAGGAUGGAUAGCUUAGAUUCACAUGACAGUAUCUCCAGCUGCUACACUGAAGCAACCAUGCUGUUCUCAAGGCAGUCUACCCUUGAUGAUUUAGAUGGACCCGAAACUGUUCCUAAAACAAGUGAGCGUGCUCGACCUAGGCUCCGUAAAAUGUUCAGCAUGGAUGUGUCCUCCUCAUCAGCUGACAGUGGCAGUUUAGCAUCAAGUGAGCCCACGCAGUGCACCAUGCUGUACUCGCGCCAGGGGACCACGGAGACCAUCGCGGAGGUGGAGGCCGAACAGGACGAGGAGGCGGCCGGGGACCCCGACAGCGAGGGUUGGGGCACGGGGCCUGAAGAGACAGAGGAGGCCUCGGAGGCCUCGGAGGCUGGCCUCAGCCCUGACACCGAGUGCCCCCAGUACUCCACUGAGGACGGGGAAGCCGAGGCCCCGCCCUCCUACAGCAAGGCGGUCAGCUUCGAGCGCCUGUCCUUUGGCUCGUGUGAUGGCUCCACAGCUCAGAACCGCAUGGCGGUCAGCCCCGAUGACAGCCGCUCAGACAGGCUGGAGUCCAGCAUCCUACCGCCCCUGACUCACGAGCUCACCGCCAGCGAGCUGCUGCUGAGCAAGAUGUUCCAUGAUGAUGAGCUUGAAGAAUCAGAAAAAUUCUACGUGGGCCAGCCCCGGUUCUUGCUGUUGUUCUAUGCCAUGUACAACACGCUGGUGGCCCGCUCAGAAAUGGUGUGCUAUUUUGUGAUCAUCCUCAACCACAUGGUCUCUGCCUCAAUGAUCACCCUCGUGCUCCCCAUUCUUAUCUUCCUCUGGGCCAUGCUGUCUGUCCCAAGGCCCAGCAGGCGGUUCUGGAUGAUGGCCAUUGUCUACACAGAGGUGGCAAUUGUGGUCAAGUAUUUCUUCCAAUUUGGGUUCUUUCCCUGGAACAAGAAUGUAGAAUUGCACAAAGACAAGCCUUACCAUCCCCCUAAUAUUAUAGGAGUGGAAAAGAAAGAAGGCUAUGUACUUUAUGACCUCAUUCAGCUCCUGGCUCUCUUCUUCCAUCGAUCAAUUUUGAAGUGCCACGGCUUAUGGGACGAGGAUGACCUCGCCGACAGCAGUGCAGACGAGGGGUCGGACGACGAGCUCUCCUUCAGUCAGGGCCGAAGAGCCUCCUGCGACUCUCUGAGGUCCAUCAACCUGGCCGCGUCCUCCGAGUCGGUGCAUGUGACCUUCCCUGAGCAGCCGACCGCCGUCCGCAGGAAACGCUCCUGCAGCAGCACCCAGAUGUCCCCUCGGUCCAGCUUCUCUUCCAAUAGGUCCAAAAGAGGCAGCACGAGCACCAGAAAUAGCAGUCAAAAAGGAAGCAGUGUUUUGAGCAUCAAGCAAAAAAGCAAAAGGGAACUUUAUAUGGAAAAGCUUCAAGAACACUUAGUCAAUGCAAAAGCAUUUACCAUAAAGAAAACCUUGCAAAUAUAUGUGCCCAUCAGACGGUUCUUCUACGACCUCAUCCACCCAGACUACAGCGCUGUGACCGAUGUGUAUGUGCUCAUGUUCCUAGCUGACACUGUCGACUUCGUCAUCAUUGUCUUUGGCUUCUGGGCCUUUGGGAAACACUCGGCGGCGGCAGACAUCACCUCCUCACUGUCAGAAGACCAGGUCCCUGGGCCGUUUUUGGUGAUGGUGCUCAUUCAGUUUGGAACCAUGGUGGUGGACCGAGCGCUGUACCUCAGGAAGACUGUGCUGGGGAAGGUCAUUUUCCAGGUCAUUCUCGUGUUUGGAAUUCACUUCUGGAUGUUCUUCAUCCUGCCUGGUGUGACUGAGAGGAAAUUCAGUCAGAACCUGGUUGCCCAGCUUUGGUACUUUGUAAAAUGUGUUUACUUCGGGUUGUCUGCCUACCAAAUCCGUUGUGGCUACCCAACACGAGUCCUUGGAAACUUCCUCACCAAGAGCUACAAUUACGUCAACCUCUUCUUGUUUCAAGGGUUCCGCCUCGUUCCGUUCUUGACGGAGCUGAGGGCCGUGAUGGACUGGGUGUGGACAGAUACAACCUUGAGCCUCUCCAGCUGGAUCUGUGUGGAGGACAUCUAUGCUCACAUAUUUAUCCUGAAGUGUUGGCGGGAAUCAGAAAAAAGAUACCCUCAGCCCCGGGGACAGAAGAAGAAGAAAGUGGUAAAGUAUGGCAUGGGGGGCAUGAUCAUCGUUCUGCUCAUCUGCAUAGUCUGGUUUCCUCUGCUCUUCAUGUCCUUGAUCAAAUCUGUUGCUGGAGUGAUCAACCAGCCCCUGGAUGUCUCGGUCACCAUCACCCUGGGAGGGUAUCAGCCUAUUUUCACGAUGAGUGCCCAGCAAAGCCAGCUGAAAGUUAUGGACCAGCCGAAGUUUAAUGAAUUUAUGAAAGCUUUUGCUAGGGACACUGGUGCUAUGCAAUUUCUAGAAAACUAUGAAAAAGAAGACAUAACAGUAGCAGAACUGGAAGGAAACUCAAAUUCUUUAUGGACCAUCAGCCCUCCCAGUAAGCAGAAAAUGAUACACGAACUCAUGGACCCCAGUAGUAGCUUCUCUGUUGUUUUUUCAUGGAGUAUUCAGAGAAACAUGAGUCUGGGUGCAAAAGCAGAAAUAGCAACAGAUAAGCUUUCUUUUCCUCUUAAAAAUACCACACGAGAGAAUAUUGCUAAAAUGAUAGCUGGCAACAACACAGAAAGCUCAAAGACGCCGGUGACUAUAGAAAAGAUCUACCCAUAUUAUGUGAAGGCACCUAGUGAUUCUAACUCAAAACCUAUAAAGCAACUUUUAUCUGAAAAUAAUUUCAUGAAUAUUACCAUCAUUUUGUCCAGAGACAGUACAAGUAAAACUAACAGUGAGUGGUGGGUUCUUAACCUGACUGGAAAUAGAAUAUACAAUCAUCAGUCUCAGGCCCUGGAACUGGUGGUCUUCAAUGACAAAGUCAGCCCUCCCAGUUUGGGGUUCCUGGCUGGCUAUGGUAUCAUGGGAUUAUAUGCUUCAGUUGUCCUCGUGAUUGGAAAGUUUGUCCGUGAAUUCUUCAGUGGGAUUUCUCAUUCCAUAAUGUUUGAAGAACUUCCAAAUGUGGAUCGAAUUUUGAAGUUGUGCACAGAUAUUUUUUUAGUUCGAGAGACGGGGGAACUGGAACUAGAAGAAGACCUCUAUGCCAAAUUAAUAUUCCUGUACCGCUCACCAGAAACCAUGAUCAAAUGGACUAGAGAAAAAACAAAUUGAUGCUCUAGGACACAGACUGCAAAUCAAAUCAACAUUUGAAUUUUCAGAAGCAAAAAAAGCACAAUAUUCUCAUAAAAGCUAAGCAUUUCUAGCAGGAUGGAAAUUUGGUCUCUCUUCUGACAGGUGGCCAAAAGGAAUGGUUUCAUUUUGCAGUCAAAGCUACCUUCCAGCUAUGGCGCUGUUGAAAAAGGUAUUUGUAAUUCUCUUUCUCUGAAAUCAGGGCUACUUGCUUUCUGUUUUAGUCAAAGUGUCUUGUGUUCUGAUGGACUCUGGGAAGGGACCAUUUAUGGGUCUCCUCUGUCGGAGAAACAAAGAAAAGGAAUUAAGAAGGAAAGACAGCCUGUUUUUCUGUAUGCAGACUGCAUCCUGGCUGAAAAGAUACUACAAUGCAAUACACAGCGCUCUGUCGCUGGCGUGAAGCUGGGGGAGGAGAAGAGAUGGGACCAGCACACCCUGUGCAUGCAGCAGCAAUAGGGGCUGAAACUCCGGAUGUAGUUCCAGGGGAAGAGAGGGAUGGAGCGGAAGACCCAUGAAGAUACCAAUUGAAGGAUAAGCCUCAUUCUAAGCAAAAAGAUAACAUUAGUGACACUCUUACUGCCUUAUCUUAAUUGAAGACUAAUAAGAAAUCUUUCCAUUGAACACCAGUGACUUCUCAGGAAAAAAAAAUAAGCAGCAAAAAUGUGGCCACCGGCUCCGCUGAGGCCCAGCGGGCAGCUCGCUGCAGUGGCAGUCGCUGUCUUGCUUAAGAACCACGAAUGCAGCACAAGGCAGGACGUAAGGAUUCCGGAACUCCUCACUGAUGGGGUCUCGGGCGCUCGCUGCCUCCCGCGCCCCUCAUGCUUUAGCCCUUUUCAGUGAUGUAAGGUAACUUUUUCCCAGUCUGUGACAUCUUCCUUCCUGUUUUUCAGGAAUAUCAAAGAGUUUACAUAUUCCAAUUCACAUUUUUACAUCUGAGACGGGUUUUUUAAGUUCAUAAUUAUGGAAGAAAUAUGUAUAUUGAGCUUGGGGGAAUAAAAAAUGGCCUUUUCUUAAAUUAUUAUUAUUGGAAAUACAUCCUCUUCAUUAAAAACAAUGUAGCAUGAAAAUUUAUGAUUGUAGUUUUCAUUCCAUAUUAAAAUACAGUUUCUGAGAAGAAUCAUUGACUGGACUAGAAUAUGUCAAAAAAUGAUUCUAUGUAGUUUGGGUUCAGGACUGACUUAAA
Manis javanica (Malayan pangolin) is the source of this 9724-nucleotide messenger RNA. It is a transcript of the gene PIEZO2, whose product is annotated as piezo type mechanosensitive ion channel component 2. The record is from RefSeq and is a predicted model, not a curated record. Gene Ontology annotation, molecular function: mechanosensitive monoatomic ion channel activity. Gene Ontology annotation, cellular component: membrane. NCBI's taxonomy places the organism in Eukaryota, Metazoa, Chordata, Mammalia, Pholidota, Manidae.